Messenger RNA from Cololabis saira (Pacific saury), 1284 nucleotides. It is a transcript of the gene nmur3, whose product is annotated as neuromedin U receptor 3. Gene Ontology annotation, molecular function: neuromedin U receptor activity. The transcript is spliced from 3 exons. Gene Ontology annotation, biological process: G protein-coupled receptor signaling pathway. The record is from RefSeq and is a predicted model, not a curated record. NCBI's taxonomy places the organism in Eukaryota, Metazoa, Chordata, Actinopteri, Beloniformes, Belonidae. Gene Ontology annotation, cellular component: plasma membrane. The coding region runs from base 1 to 1284 and encodes 427 amino acids.
AUGACUACGCACAGGGUAAGGAUAGAGUUCUGUUUGCAGGGCUCCACUUUAUCUGCACCCCUUUAUAACGCCACAAUGCCACUGAACGCCUCAGCAAACAACACUGAUGACCAAUUCACUGAGAUCAACCUUUCUGACAUCCUCGGCCCAAAGCGAUCGCCCUUUUUCUUCCCAGUUACAACAGUUUACCUUCUGAUCUUUCUCACUGGUUUGUCUGGAAAUCUCCUCACAUGUGCGGUGAUAGCAAAGCACAAGAGAAUGCGGAACCCCACCAACCUUUACCUGGUGAGCCUGGCGGUGUCGGACCUGCUCGUGCUAAUGUUUGGGAUGCCCUUGGAGAUUUACGACCUGUGGCAGAACUACCCGUUCCCCUUCGGCGAGGGCGGCUGCUACUUCAAGACCUUCCUCUUCGAGACGGUCUGCUUUGCCUCCAUCCUCAACGUCACCGCGCUGAGCGUGGAGCGCUACAUUGCCGUCGUGCAUCCGCUCAAGACACGUUACCUGUCGACCAACCAGCACGCCAGACGCGUCAUCACCGUCGUAUGGGCCGUGUCAAUGAUAUGUGCCAUCCCCAACACCUCAUUGCAUGGCAUCUUCUACUUGCCAGAGAGAAUGGAGGAGUCAGCCAUCUGUACUGUCCUCAAGCCGCUGUGGAUCUACAACUUGGUGAUGCAGAUCACAACUGUGUGCUUCUACUUUAUACCCAUGAUGAUUAUUAGUAUCCUGUACUUAGUGAUGGGCAUUCAUUUGGGCAGAGAAAGGAGGCAUGCCAGGAGGAACCUGGGAAAGAACUUCUGUAGCAGCAGUCGAAAGAAUAUCAGCAUAGAGAACGGGCGAAGGAGACAAGUCAUCAAGAUGCUCUCGAUUGUGGUGGCAGUGUUUGGAGUCUGCUGGGCGCCCUUCCACAUUGAGCGGAUCCUGUGGAGUUCGGUCAGCCACUGGACUGACCUGAUGCACAACAUUUACCAGUAUGUCCACAUCCUGUCCGGCAUCCUGUUCUACCUCAGCUCCGCAGUCAACCCCAUCAUCUACAGCCUCCUGUCCACACGGUUCAGGGAGUGCUUCCGGGAACUCGUGUGCUCCCACUCGGAAGACAACACCUCUGUCAGAGACUCCCCGCCUUUCCCGAGGUUUAACUGCGCCAUUUCAAAUUCCAGCCAUCAGAUGGAGAGAAAGGACUCCAAUUCUUUUACCCCUUUUCUAUCUCCUAAUGUGUCAAGUAUAGACUCUACAGUUCUCGAAUGUGCAUGUAAGGAAGCAGCUUACAAAACCUCAGAGCUCUGA